CCUCUAUCCACAUCUCUCCUCAAUGCUUUGGUUCCAUCAAGGUGUACCUUACCUCAAUCAGUAAUAAGUUGAUCUCGGUGAUUGUUAUGACACUUGCGUAGGACGAAGGCCUUUGGAAGAACACCAUUUCCAAGCACAACAAUGGAUGCAUUCACGCUGAUGAUUCUUGCAACAUUUAUUGACAGGUGUCCAGAAUUCCACCAAGAUAUAAAUCUGGCUCUGAUUUUGUUACUAUGUGCCCAUCAGAAAAGUCUUACCCGUAGCUCUAGAGGAGUAUCAGCAUCGUCUGAUUGGCAGGCCUAAGGAGGUUCACCUCUGAGCUUUUCUCUUCCUUAUAUUUCAGCGAAAUUGCAUGGAGUAAUCAAAUGCAAAAGGC
Messenger RNA from Xylona heveae TC161, 376 nucleotides. RefSeq lists its product as hypothetical. The coding region runs from base 142 to 303 and encodes 53 amino acids. The transcript has a single exon. NCBI's taxonomy places the organism in Eukaryota, Fungi, Ascomycota, Xylonomycetes, Xylonales, Xylonaceae. The record is from RefSeq and is a predicted model, not a curated record.